AGCUGACUUCAACUGAUAGGGGGAGGUUAAAAUAGACAGCAGGGCUGUAUUGUGGAGGCCUCUUAAGCUGAGAAUCACAUUUCAGCAGGUAUAACGUGAUUUAAAAUCGAACAUGAACAACUUAGGCAUUCAUCUUGUAAGGUUGUGUCUAAAACUUUAAAGAGUUCUUGCGGAGGCGCUGACAGGGGGAAAGAAAAAAAAUUUAACGUAUCGCAGUUUUUUUAUCCUCGUAUUCCCAAGUGCCUGAAGGAAGAUGCAUGCUUGACUGAGCCAGAGGAAAAAAGGACAAGAAAAGAAGAAAAUACUCAAGGUGUAAGACAACUAUCGCAAGCGGGAAAAAGACUGCAGAGCAAGCGAAGGCCAAAGAAGACAAGAAGAAAUCACAAUAAAGAGGGCAAGAAGACACAUUUUAGGAAUGCAAUAUAGAGAAGCAAACCGCGAUGGAAGACGAGACCAAAUAAAGUGAGUUGCCGUGCUUUGACGAAAAUAAAUCCUUUGAUAGACAAACAUCAGCGUAACCCUGGGACUGCUCAAGAAACCCAAAGAGACAUGGCAUGUCAAGCAUUUGGGGCCGAUUCCUUCACCCAGCUGGCCGGAGACUCACCUUUGCCAAUCCUCAUGCAUCAUGGGUCCACCGGGGACUGCUUACCGACCACCUCCCACGCUCACAGUAUGGUUUCUGCAGGACUGUCCCUGGGUCAGACCUCCAAGAGAUCCCACAUGCACCUGUCCACUUCCUCUCUCGGCAACGCCCUCAGUAACGCUCCUCCAAGUUUGCAUUACCCAGUCACCCCCUGCCAUUACAGCAACCAGCAAACCACCUAUGGCAUGAUGACAGCCCAAGAGAUGCUUUCUGCGAGCAUAUCUCAGACUCGUAUCCUGCAAACCUGUGGCGUCCCUCACCCCAACAUGGUGAGUGGUGCAAACCCAUUACAAGGGUCUCUGACUCCUUGCAUAUACAAGUUUCCAGAUCACGGGCUGAGCAGCAGCUCUUGCGCUUUAAGCCACGGGUUUUCCUCGCUGCCGUCCGCCCUCCUCUCGGCCGACGAGGUCUCCGGGGGCCCCAGCGGCGAGUUGAAAGGUGAUGCGCAGCGGAAAGGGAUGCGGGAGCAGGAGGACGCACCCCCCAUGGACUCCCCACAGAUACGAGAGCUGGAAAUGUUCGCGAAUGACUUCAAAAUACGCCGGAUCAAACUCGGCUACACUCAGACUAAUGUAGGCGAGGCUCUUGCCGCAGUGCACGGCUCAGAGUUCAGCCAGACCACGAUCUGCCGCUUUGAAAAUUUGCAGCUGAGCUUUAAGAAUGCCUGCAAACUCAAGGCCAUUCUGGCGAAGUGGCUUGACGAAGCUGAGCUGGCUGGUGCCUUGUACAACGAUAAAACCGGAAUGAAUGAGCGGAAGAGGAAAAGGAGAACGACCAUCAGCCUCGGAGCCAAGGAGGCCCUGGAGCGCAGCUUUGUGGAGAAAAGCAAGCCGUCGUCUCAGGAAAUAGCCCGGAUAGCCAAGGGGCUCCAUCUGGAGAAGGAGGUGGUCAGAGUGUGGUUCUGCAACAGACGGCAAAGAGAGAAACGCGUCAAAACGAGCCUCAGCCUUAGCUCGUGUCUGACCAAAAUCAGCCAAAACUGCCUCACGCAAAUGAAUAAAACACAAAGACCACUUACAUGAAUUAUCGUCCAGCUCGG
This is a messenger RNA of Fundulus heteroclitus (mummichog), 1682 nucleotides long. RefSeq names its product POU class 1 homeobox 1 (gene pou1f1). Bases 550 to 1665 code for a protein of 371 amino acids. NCBI's taxonomy places the organism in Eukaryota, Metazoa, Chordata, Actinopteri, Cyprinodontiformes, Fundulidae. The transcript is spliced from 7 exons. Gene Ontology annotation, molecular function: DNA-binding transcription factor activity, RNA polymerase II-specific; RNA polymerase II cis-regulatory region sequence-specific DNA binding. Gene Ontology annotation, biological process: regulation of transcription by RNA polymerase II. The record is from RefSeq and is a predicted model, not a curated record.